UAUAGGCUGCCCUAAGGGACCCUGGAGACAACCCUUCCUACUCUGUUCAUCUUAUGCCUGACCUCCUUCUGCCCCUAACCUUAGGCUCCAGACAGGGAUGUGAAGUGCUUUUGGGAAGCCCCAGGGCACCGUGGCCAGAGUUCACAUUGGCCAGGUCAUCAUGUUCAUCUGCACCAAGCUGCAGAACAAAGAGCAUGUGACCGAGGCCCUGUGCAGGGCCAAGUUCAAAUUCCUUGGGUGCCAGAAGAUCCACAUUUCCAAGAAGUGGGGCUUCAUCAAGUUUAACGCAGUUGAAUCUGAAGACAUGGUGGCUGAAAAGCACCUUAUUCCAGACAGCUGUGGAGUCAAAUACAUCCCCAACCGUGGCCCCCUGGACAAGUGGCAGGCCCUGUACUACUGAGAGCCUCAGAGGUGUCCCAUAAUCAAUUAUAUUAAAUCAAGAUCCCACUUAAAAAAAAAGAAAGAAAGAAAAAAGAAAGGGAGAGCGAAAGUUAGAUUCCUGCAGACCUGCU
This is a messenger RNA of Erinaceus europaeus (western European hedgehog), 512 nucleotides long. Its product is annotated as large ribosomal subunit protein uL16-like. Lineage: Eukaryota; Metazoa; Chordata; Mammalia; Eulipotyphla; Erinaceidae. The record is from RefSeq and is a predicted model, not a curated record. The transcript has a single exon. Bases 161 to 400 code for a protein of 79 amino acids. Gene Ontology annotation, biological process: ribosomal large subunit assembly; translation. Gene Ontology annotation, cellular component: cytosolic large ribosomal subunit; ribosome. Gene Ontology annotation, molecular function: structural constituent of ribosome.